This is a messenger RNA of Anopheles darlingi, 2823 nucleotides long. It is a transcript of the gene Nep5, whose product is annotated as neprilysin-1. The transcript has 13 exons. The record is from RefSeq and is a predicted model, not a curated record. Gene Ontology annotation, molecular function: metalloendopeptidase activity. The coding region runs from base 228 to 2741 and encodes 837 amino acids. NCBI's taxonomy places the organism in Eukaryota, Metazoa, Arthropoda, Insecta, Diptera, Culicidae. Gene Ontology annotation, cellular component: plasma membrane. Gene Ontology annotation, biological process: protein processing.
AUCGGCCUAUCGCGAAACGUCGCGACUGUCCAUAUCCAACGGCCGCAUCAAGCAUAUCCGAACGUUCCCACUCGGCGCAGUUUUGGUGCAUCCAGCCAACGGUGACGGAUUAUUCGGAGUAUUAAUAAGAAAAAGAUAUAAAUAAUUUAAACCAAUAAUAACGCUUUCCGUGGUGAUUAUUGUUAAACUUACUGAAACCUGAUACCCUCGAGCCAACCACAGGAAACAUGUCAACUCAGCAUAUUUGGUGCACAAAUAACGAACACCACCAAGAUUACGGACAUCAAUCUGACAAAAGCUCCAGCACCAAACAGGGUAACAGUGCACUACAUAAUCCAUACCUAAUCGGUAUCCAAUCAAGAUUCCGUCGUCGUUAUUAUCAUAAAUCGAUAGUGUUGGUGCUGCUGCUCAUCAUACUCAUCCUGACGGUUGUAGUAAUCAUAAUAGCUUGUUUGCUACAUUUUCCCAACGAAAUUUGCCAUACCGCUGAAUGCCUGCGGUCAGCGGCUGCUCUAAAGCACAGCAUGGAUUUGUCGGUGGACCCUUGUGAUGACUUUUACCAAUACGCUUGUGGAAACUGGGAGGACGAGCAUCCUAGGCCAGACGCCUACGUCAGCUUCGACUGGUUUAGCGAGCGACAGGCAAAAAUUCUGCGCAACAUCCGCCAGUAUCUGCAGGCUAACGACAGUAUGCUGGACCCAAAGCCAGUCACCCAUGCACGUGUCAUGUAUAGGGCAUGCAUGAACUUAACGGCAAUGGAUCGGCUCGGUUAUGAGCCAGUUUUUAAGUACCUGAAACAGUUACUCCUACCACCUUAUCCAUCCAUCCUAAACGUAUCGACCACGGCCAAUGACUCCAAUUUUGAUGGGUACGGAUUUGACUGGGUCCGAUCGCUAGCAAAAAUCAAACAGAUGCUUGGCAUGGAUGUUUUCAUUGGUUUUGACGUGUACCCUGAUCCGCAACACCGCGACUACAACAGAUUAGUGUUAGGCACACCGGAAAGUGGUUCUGAUUUGCCUUUUAACAACAUAAUUCUGAAACAUCUAUUGCGUGGUCGAAUGCGCCCCAAGAGCACACCCAAGAGUGACAAGUACGAUACAGAAGACGAAGCGAUUGAUGAAAACGAGGACAAUUCUGGCGAAUCUAAGGACGAAGAGCAACAUUCGCUUAAGGCAUAUAAAAAAUUCAUGAUUGGUGUGAUGAAGCUGUUGGUCAAUCACACAGAUCCAGACAUCAAAGUGGAAUCUUUCAACGAACAGUUUGAAAAGGCCGCCUCGAUAACGAUACAGGUUUCUGAAUCUAUAUCCAAAUUCAAUCAGGAGGCCGAAAAUGCUUCAAAAAGCGCCAAUGUCGAAGAUCGUUUGAAUCUGCAGGACAUCGUUUACUGUACGGCUAGAGACCUACAAAACAUAACGGAUACCCAUCUGGCUGGAAACACCUCCUUUCCUAUUUGGGAAAAAUUCUUGAACAGCGUUUUUGAGGGCAUACCUGAGGCACAACUAAACCUGCAGGACGAAAUUAUUCUCACAAGCAACUCUGACAUACUGUAUCUUAAACUUCUGGUGGGAUAUCUAGCCAUUACUCCGCUGGCGCACAUCGAACUGUACAUCUGGUGGAAUGUGGUCGAAGAAUUAAUCCUUCACACCACGAUGGAAGUGCGCCGAUUAUACUAUGAAUACUACAAAACUAUGAACACCGCGGAUGGAUUUAGUUCCCGAACAUUGUACUGCACCGGGACGGUGAAUCGUUUGCUAGGAAUGGCGGUCAGCUACGCAAUUUCAAAUAAUAAUUUCACGCAUCAUACGAAACCGAAGGUGCAAGAUAUGCUUGGCUACAUCCGCACUGCAUUCGAGGGAUUGGUGCGCGACACUACAUGGAUGGAUUGGUCAACCAAACGUUCUACGCUCCAAAAGACCGCGGCUAUGCGAAGCCUGAUUGGCUUUCCUGAAUGGAUUUUGGAUCAACAACGGCUAGAACAGCACUACCACGGACUGGUGGUUAACGAGAGCACCCAUCUGGAGAAUAUGCUCGAGGAAAUUCAGCGCAAAAAUAUCAUCAAACUGCGCCGCUGGCGUCAAAAACACGAGCUCAGUUGGGAAACACUUCCCACGAACGUGAACGCUUUCCACACGUUUCAGGAAAACGCUAUCACUAUCCCCAUCGCUAUACUGCAGUAUCCAUUUUACCAUCUCGGACUGGAAGCUCUGAACUAUGGUGCACUGGGAACUAUUUUGGGUCACGAGUUAACCCACGGAUUUGAUGACAGUGGACGCCAAUUCGAUCAAAAUGGAAACCUAAAGCAGUGGUGGACUAACCAAACUAUAAAAGAAUACAUUAACCGGACGAUGUGCUUUGUCGGUCAGUAUAGUCAAUACUACAUACCGGAAGCUGAUGACUAUAUAGACGGUUUGUUGACACUGGGUGAAAAUAUUGCGGACAAUGGUGGAUUGCGGGAGGCAUUCCGGGCGUAUCAGUUGUACAAAAAAUCGUCCGGAAAGGAAGCAUACUUGCCAGGGUUUGAAGAUUUUACCCACGAGCAACUGUUUUUCAUCUCCUUCGGAAACAUAUGGUGCGAGUCGCACACGCAAGCCGCAGCCAAGGCAUAUCUGGAGGAUUCGCAUUGUCCCGGUAAAUUUCGGUUGAAAGGCGUACUCACAAACUCUCCCGAAUUUAGUCAAACGUUUGGUUGCAAAUCGGGAACUACUAUGAACCCAGCAGCAGACAAGUGCCGCAUAUGGUAAAAAACAAUGAAUGACGAAAUCAACCAAGACUCCGAAAUUGUAUGUAAAUGUAAAAAAAAGAGAUAUGCAGAGUGCAUAUCGG